Molecule: messenger RNA, 1236 nt
Organism: Sinocyclocheilus rhinocerous
Lineage: Eukaryota; Metazoa; Chordata; Actinopteri; Cypriniformes; Cyprinidae
Gene: xaf1
Product: XIAP associated factor 1
Exons: 8
Coding region: 49-975 (308 amino acids)
Cellular component (GO): mitochondrion
Molecular function (GO): zinc ion binding
Source: RefSeq, a predicted model, not a curated record
GUGAAAAUAUAAACCCCAACACAGUAACCCAGUCAUCUCACUCUAACUAUGGACGAAGAAGAACUGAUUUUAUGUACUCACUGCAAUAAAGAGGUGGCGAAGGAAAACUAUGACCUGCACGAACCACACUGUAAGAGGUUUCUGUGCAUAUGCCCUGACUGCGAUGAAACUGUGCCUCGAGAUCAGCUGGAGCAGCAUAAAACCGAACAGCACACAGAGGUAAAAUGUAAGAUGUGCAAUAAAAAGAUGGAGAGAAGGCAUCUAUUGGAUCAUGAGAAAGAUGAGUGCACUGAGAGGCCUCUGAUCUGUGAGUUUUGUCAGCUUGAGCUUCCUCUGAGCAAUCUAAAAGAGCACAAAGUGUCCUGUGGGAGUCGCACGGAGCGCUGCUCUGACUGUGGCCGGUACGUUAAACUGAUGGACCAGCUUGAGCACGUUCAGAUCUGCUCUACUACCACCCCCACAGCAUCAAAGAACCUUGUCCCUGAGGAUGAUACUUCUGACACAUAUGAGCAGACUAUGUUGCAGUGUCAGAAUUGUCUGAAAUACAUUCCCUCAGACAAGCUGAAGGAACACAAGCUGCUUUGCAAACAGUCCUUACAGUUUGCAGACGUCGAGGACGAUGACUCAGAGGAAGAGGAUGAAAACCCCAAUCCUGGAAAUAACAGCACUCCAGACGCUGCAGAUUUCUCCUUCUCAUCAGUACAAAAGGCGAAGAGAGACAGAAACAUUGGCAUGGACCUGGAUAAGAUAAGCACCUGUCCGCUCUGUCACCUGGCUCUUCCUGUAAAGACGCUGGAAUGGCAUGAGACAUCUGAGCAUGGCAUGAUGGCUGGUGAAAUCAAAGCUAAAUAUGAUUCCGCAGACCAUCUACCAGAUGAAGAGGAUUGUGAAAAUAAGGAGAAACAUGGCCAUUUAUUGGGGGAGACCACAAGAUGGCAUAGUUUCAGUCAGGAUGGCCUUUCCUUAACGUCUUAAUAUUCCUAUAGUAUCUUUUAAUAAAUAUUACUUGAUAUGUUUUACUACAUUUUAAAAUGUAUUUUAUUGCUCUAUUUGUUCAUUUGUAAUUGAGUAGAAUUUUACUACAAUUUAUUAGAAUUUUAUUUUUAUUUUUUGCCAGUGGUAGUCCUCCUAGUAUGUAUUAUGUGACGAGGUUUGUAAAAAAUAUAGUUUUUUGAACAACCUGUUCUGCACUUGGAAACAAAAGUGCAAGAGAGACACCUAGUGGAUAUUUUUGUA